AUGCCCCUGUUCAAACAAGCUUCGCCCAAGGUCCUCGUGCCUGAGAAGCUUUCGCCAGAUGGCUUGGCUCUGCUGCGCAGUUCCUUGGAUGUUGAUGAGCGCAAAGGCUUGACAACGGAAGAAUUGCUUGAAAUCAUCCCCAACUAUGAGGCUCUUCUCGUCCGUUCAGAAACUAAGGUUACCGCGGCAGUAUUGCAAGCAGCUAAAAAAUUGAAGGUCGUUGCUCGAGCCGGUGUUGGCGUUGACAACGUUGAUGUGGAAGAGGCUACAAAGCUCGGGAUUGUCGUAGUCAAUUCACCCUCCGGCAACAUUGGCGCCGCCGCCGAGCAUACCAUCGCGUUGAUGAUGUCAAUGGCAAGAAAGAUUCCAGAGGCAUGUGCCAGCCUCAAGGAUGGAAAAUGGGAACGCAGUAAAUUUGUUGGAGUGGAGGUGAAAGGAAAGACACUGGGGGUCAUCGGUCUAGGAAAAGUGGGCUUGACCGUAGCUCGUGUUGCGAAGGGUCUUGGCAUGACUGUCCACGCUUUAGAUCCAUAUGCGUCCCCUGCAGCGGCAGCUGCUGCCUCUGUCACUAUAGUCUCGUCAUUGCCGGAGCUUCUGUCAUCUGCCGAUUUCCUGACUAUUCAUACGCCACUAAUUGCGUCAACACGAGGAAUGAUAAGCGAUGCGGAAUUGGCACAGAUGAAACCUGGUUCUCGUAUCCUCAACGUGGCACGGGGUGGUACUAUCGAUGAAGCCGCCUUGCUCAAGGCUCUGGACUCGGGACAUUUGUCUGGAGCCGCUAUCGACGUGUUCACAUCAGAGCCACCAGAUGCUGAGUCCAGUGCAGCAAAGUUGAUUGCGCAUCCGCGGGCGGUUGUGACACCACACCUUGGUGCAUCUACUGUGGAGGCUCAAGAGAAUGUAUCCGUGGAUGUAUGUGAACAGGUACUGGAUAUUCUGAAGGGGUCGCUUCCACGAAGUGCGGUAAAUGCGCCUCUCAUCCUGCCCGAGGAGUAUCAGAAGCUUCAACCAUUUGUCCACCUGGUGGAGAAAAUGGGUAGCCUAUACACUCAACACUAUGCCUCCAUGCCUGGAGGAUCCAUGGCCCGCAAUACAUUUGAUCUUAUCUAUCGGGGAGAAGUGGCCAGUAUCAAUAACACCAAGCCCCUGUUUGCGGCCUUAAUCAAAGGUCUCCUCGAACCUAUUAGUGGUGUGGAGGGAUUCAACGUCAACAUUGUUAACGCUGAGCUGGUGGCCCGUGAGCGUGGCAUUUUUGUGUCAGAGCAGAUCUCUCGAGACCCCGAAGACAAAUCAUCGUACUCGUCACUCAUCACCCUUGUCGCACGACCGUCAUCCCGUGCAACAUCUAGAGCACCUAGCAUGACCGAUAGCUCUGCGGAGGCACCUCAAGUGCCCCACCAGCGAAUAAUCUCAGGGACUUGCUCUGGUGGUCAGCCUUUGAUAACGCGACUGGGGCGAUUUGAGGCAUCAUUUGAAGCAAAAGGAACUCUUCUAAUCUGUGAGAACUACGACUCGCCAGGGAAGAUUGGUGUCGUCGGUAGUAUCCUCGGCAGAGAGGGUGUGAACAUCAACUUCAUGACUGUGUCAGCUGUUUCUCCAAAGUUGACAAUCAGUGCAGAGCCCAGCGUGGUACAAUCCACUGGAGAGGGCACAGCUGAGCCCACCAAGGACGUAAGCUCUGGUAACAAGGAGGCUCUCAUGAUCUUGGGGAUUGAUCGAGUGGUUCCACCGCAGGUAACUGCAGACUUGGUCAUGAAGAGCGGAGUCCUCACUGCCUCUACCGUGACCCUCUGA
Messenger RNA from Penicillium longicatenatum, 1794 nucleotides. RefSeq lists its product as uncharacterized. The coding region runs from base 1 to 1794 and encodes 597 amino acids. NCBI's taxonomy places the organism in Eukaryota, Fungi, Ascomycota, Eurotiomycetes, Eurotiales, Aspergillaceae. The transcript has 3 exons. Gene Ontology annotation, molecular function: phosphoglycerate dehydrogenase activity; NAD binding. Gene Ontology annotation, biological process: L-serine biosynthetic process. The record is from RefSeq and is a predicted model, not a curated record.